Molecule: messenger RNA, 3557 nt
Organism: Clarias gariepinus (North African catfish)
Lineage: Eukaryota; Metazoa; Chordata; Actinopteri; Siluriformes; Clariidae
Gene: clcn4
Product: chloride channel, voltage-sensitive 4
Exons: 12
Coding region: 135-2441 (768 amino acids)
Biological process (GO): chloride transport; transmembrane transport
Cellular component (GO): early endosome; membrane; Golgi apparatus
Molecular function (GO): voltage-gated chloride channel activity
Source: RefSeq, a predicted model, not a curated record
GUGACGGCUAUUCUAUUUACUAGCUCGGUAUUAUUAUUUAGCCCUUUAUUAAGUGGCGUCUUUUUGUAAUAAUGGUUAGGCUACAUAAAAGGAUCUAAGAGAACGAAUAAAAAAAACAUUUUAUAUAUUUAAUAAUGGCGGAGGCAGAAGUGAUCAGCAAUGCCACUCCCACGGAUGAGGUGAAUGGAGCUGGGAAUCUGAUGGACUUCCUAGACGAGCCCGUUCCUGACGUGGGCACGUAUGAAGAUUUCCACACCAUCGACUGGCUCAGGGAGAAAUCCAGAGACACAGACCGCCACAGGAAGAUUCGAAACAAGAGGAAGCAGUCUAUCUUGGAUCUUGUAAGGAGCCUACUGGAUGCCUGGUCAGGAUGGGUGGUCAUGCUGAAAAUCGGACUACUGUCAGGCACUUUGGCUGGAGUGAUAGAUCUAGCUGUAGACUGGAUGACGGACUUGAAAGAGGGCGUUUGUUUGUCUGCAUUCUGGUACAGCCAUGAGCAGUGCUGCUGGACAUCCAACGAGACUACAUUCGCUGACCGGGACAAAUGUCCUCAGUGGCAGAAAUGGUCUGAGUUGAUGACAGGACACACUGAGGGUGCUGGCGCGUAUGUGUUAAAUUACUUUCUGUACGUGCUAUGGGCGCUGUUCUUCUCCUUUCUGGCUGUGUCUCUGGUGCGAGUGUUUGCUCCCUAUGCCUGUGGAUCAGGAAUACCAGAGAUUAAGACAAUCCUGAGUGGGUUCAUAAUACGAGGUUACCUGGGGAAGUGGACCCUACUGAUUAAGACGGUCACUCUGGUGCUGGUCGUGUCAUCCGGUCUCAGUCUAGGAAAGGAAGGGCCGCUGGUUCACGUGGCCUGUUGCUGUGGAAACCUCUUCUGCAGCCUGUUCUCAAAAUACAGCAGGAAUGAAGGCAAACGUAGAGAGGUUUUAUCGGCUGCUGCGGCCGCUGGAGUUUCGGUGGCUUUUGGUGCUCCAAUAGGUGGAGUGCUUUUCAGCUUAGAGGAGGUGAGUUAUUACUUUCCUCUUAAGACUCUGUGGCGCUCCUUCUUUGCUGCGCUGGUUGCUGCCUUCACGCUGCGCUCUAUCAACCCAUUCGGAAACAACCGCCUGGUACUAUUCUAUGUGGAAUAUCACACCCCAUGGUACAUGGCUGAGCUAGUUCCCUUCAUCCUGCUUGGGGUAUUCGGAGGCCUCUGGGGCACGCUGUUUAUCCGGUGCAACAUUGCCUGGUGCCGCCGCAGGAAGACCACUCGCCUAGGAAAGUACCCUGUCUUGGAGGUAAUCGUUGUGACAGGUAUUACAGCUAUCUUGGCGUUCCCCAACCCAUACACCCGCCGCAGUACCAGUGAGCUCAUCUCAGAGUUAUUUAAUGACUGUGGUGCUCUCGAGUCCUCCCAACUCUGUGAUUAUAUCAAUAACCCCAAUAUGAGCCGCCCAGAAGACGAUAUACCCGACAGACCAGCUGGACCAGGGGUCUACAGCGCCCUCUGGCAGUUGACACUCGCAUUGAUCUUUAAGAUCGUCAUCACCAUCUUUACUUUUGGCAUGAAGAUCCCAUCGGGAUUGUUCAUCCCCAGUAUGGCCGUUGGCGCCAUUGCAGGAAGGAUAGUGGGCAUUGCUGUGGAGCAGAUGGCCUACCACCACCAUGACUGGAUCAUCUUUAAGAACUGGUGUCGUCCUGGUGCAGACUGUGUCACCCCUGGUCUCUAUGCCAUGGUGGGGGCUGCAGCGUGUCUGGGUGGAGUCACUAGGAUGACUGUGUCUCUGGUUGUCAUUAUGUUCGAGUUGACUGGUGGGUUAGAGUACAUUGUGCCGCUAAUGGCUGCAGCUGUUACAAGUAAGUGGGUGGCAGAUGCCUUCAGCAAAGAGGGAAUUUAUGAGGCACACAUCCGUCUAAACGGUUACCCAUACCUGGACCAGGAUGAGUUCACUCACCGCACGCUGGCCACUGAUGUGAUGCGACCACGUAGGAACGAGCCCCCACUCUCUGUCCUCACACAGGACUCUACCACUGUGGAAGACGUAGAGACACUCAUCAAAGAGACGGACUACAACGGCUUUCCUGUGGUCGUUUCGCGCGAGUCCGAACGACUCAUCGGUUUUGUCCAACGCAGGGAUCUGACCGUGGCUAUCAAAACUGCACGUCAGAAGCAGGAUGGUGUGGUGAGUAACUCAGUAGUGUACUUCACUGAGGAUGCACCCCAGCUUCCAGCCUCGAACCCACAGCCACUGAAGCUGAGGCGCAUCCUCAACCUCAGUCCGUUCACCGUCACUGACCACACACCUAUGGAGACUGUGGUGGACAUCUUUCGCAAGCUCGGCCUUCGCCAGUGCCUUGUCACUCGCAGCGGACGGUUACUCGGGAUCAUCACUAAGAAAGAUGUUCUACGACAUAUGGCCCAAAUGAUGAACCAGGACCCUGAGUCAAUCAUGUUCAACUAAAAGCCCGUUUUCUUCGCUGACCUCUCAUCGUGCCAAGCCAGUGGCCUCAAUAACCUUACAAACUGUAAAUAGUGCAACACUACUGUAACUGCAAGUAUUUACUCAUGUAGAAGUGUAAUUGCAAACCCUCAUGUGUUAUGGGCCAAAAAAGAUCAGAAUCUGAAAUGAAGACCUUGGAAGCUGUGCAUGGCAACAUUUAGAGGCACAUUGGAUCAGAUACAAUGUCAUACACACAGAUAUGUUCUUAAGGACAGAAUGAUAUCAUUAUAAUAUUUAAUGCCUGUUGCAAGACCCCAUCCUGUUGUAAAUGACAAUAGGUCUUCUGUAUAUUACUCAACAAUAACACGAUUUGAUGUCAAGACAGUAAUAUGCUUCCAGAUUUUAUUAUGUUUUUUAAAAGUCAAUGAACAUUGCCUCACAAAGUUGCUGUGCAUCGGGUGCAAAAAAAAAGGUCAAGUGUUUUAAGUCACUGUAAUUUGUGUUGAUCUAAUUGCUGCUGCCAUACCCUUUUUUUGUAAAACUAAAUCAUUAGAGGUUUUUUUUUUUCUGUAAUUUAUAAAAUAUUCCCUAUUAUAAGGGAUGUAAUGAACUGGAAAUGCUGGUACAGAUCCAUAAAAGGGACCUUUAAGUAGUUUCAGUCUGUUACACUCUUAAAAAAAUCAAUCUGUGUUAAAGGUCUUUUAUGUUUGUGCAGACUUUAAUUACACAAUUUAACUUAAGAUAUAAUACAUCAUAUGAUUACCGAUAGGGAUUAAGGGUUAAGUGUCUGCAUUUUUUGCUCUAUAGAACAGGGUAGAUUGUCAGGAGUGUUGAUCUGGAACUACACAUGAUCUGCUUUAAAAGUUCAGGAUUAUAUUAGUACCACAUUUUGCUUAUAUUUGUUAUUUAAACAUGAAUAUUUAUUUAGAUCUGAUUCGAAAGUGGCAAGUGUUACUUUUUGUGAUUGUGUUAAGUUUGUAUAUAUUUUUAUGUGGGCCUACUGCAUUUGCUCAGUACUAAAAUACAAAAUAGCAGAGAUCUGUUAAAUGGUACAAAUCUGUUUGUUUUAUUUGCCAGUUAUAUAUUAAAAAAACACUGAAUUAAUAAUUAUAAAGAAGAAAAAUAUAAUCUGCACCG